AUGACCACUAUCACAUACUCUGGUAUUUCUGAUAGACUUGACUUUCUCAAUCAUGCACUCUUGAUUCGUCUUCGUAGAAAAGACUUGCCUGUAGAAGCACUUCCUUCAUUAUUACAUUUGAUUUUUUUAACUAUAUCUCGUUAUCAAGAUCGUGCUUCUCGUGUUGCCAUUAUUGAAGUGAUCAAGGAACUCAACAAUUGGAAUGCUGAAGUCUUUCAAAAAAUGUUUGUGCCUGUUGUGGCCAGAGAAGCUGAAAAAUAUAGCAAGCAUAAACCUACAGGUGAAAGCGUAUUCCCUGCCGCAGAUCGAUUUGUGUUACUGACUUGGGUCAAUGUGCUCUUCACAUGUGUAUUAAAACAGGUUACUACAGAAGGAGCAAAGACCAGUCCCUUAUUCUCGACUAUUCUUAAUGCUCAAGCUGCCUUGAUUGAUUCACUUGUUCAUGACGCCAAAAAGACCAUUAGUAGAAGUGCUGUUGCUGAUGUUAGACGCACCAUUCGAAACAACGCUGAAGCAAUUCCUGUUAUUCUUGAAGUCGCCUUAAGCAAUGCACAGACAUGUACACCAUCUUUUAAAAAUGCAGUGUUGAUUGGAACUGUGGUUGAUGUCAGCCUUCGUUUGAAGACCCGCAAUGAUGGAAAGACAAUGAUUGAGAAUGCAGCAUCUCGCUUGACCGAAUAUUAUCUUAAGAAUGUUGUUUCUUCAAGAGUGGCUGUUCAUAAAGCAGCAUUGGAUGCAUUCAAUGACUUUAUCGCAACUUUUAUUAGCAGGGAUAAAUUCGAAAGCGAGUUUUUACCUGUCCUUGACAAGAUGAUGCUUCGAUCUCCCGAAGUUGUUUUAUUAGCACUUGCGCGUAUCACACCUGCGUUUUCAUUUGAUCCCUCCUCUAUUUUUACCAACAAAUGGCUUGAUCCUCUUCUUAACCACUUGCGUUCAACUUCACCUACAACCGUCAAUGGUGCUAAAUCAUUUUGGGAAGCUUUGUCACUUGCUUGUCACGAAACUGAUUCUUUAGUCAAAGUGGCAGAGGGUGUGUCUAAAUUACUAGCAAGCGGCAAGGUAAACUCCUGGGAGCAUCGUGUUAUUAUGUACAAUGCACUUUCAUCCCUUGCUCAGGUGACUGAUCCCACUGUCAGUCAAAAGGCUUUAGAAGGCUAUUUUGCUAUGACUUCUAAAGAAGCUCAUGAACAGGCUAUGGCUACUGCUGUUGAUGGUAUUGGAAGACACUUAACAGUAUUGAUUUACAACGAUGAGUUCUGUGCUGCCCACAAAGAUUUUGUGGAAAAGGUGUUUAAGACAUCAACAGAUGGUUUGGAUGCUGCCAAGCCAUUGGCAAGAAAGAGCUGGGCUAAUGCUGUAGGUGCUACUGUUUGGGAUCACAAGAAUGCUACAAGUGCUACUUUGAGUGCCAACAUUGUCAAAUAUUUACAAGCCUUGUUCAAGACAUUUAACAAGAUUGUAGACAAGCCCUUGUUGUGGAAGGAUGGACCUUUGGAAGCCUAUGUCAUGGUUUCUAUUAUUUCAGGACGUAUCCAACACUGGCCCACUGUACCUCAGCCUGUUGUCGAUCUCUUAAAAACUCAAAAAUACCCAUCUCAAUUAUUAGUCUCUUCACCAAAGCCCAGUUAUUUGUUGUGGGAUCGUAUUUACACGAAGGCUUUAUCUGCUGAUGAAGGCACUUGGCUUAUCAGAGCUCUUGCUCAUGUCUUUAUCAACGAAAGCCAAGAAUCGCUUGAAAAGACAGGUGCGGGUCACUUGGCUGCUAUGGCUCUUAUCUGGAUUGCUACAAGCCAUCCUGAACACACUGUGCGUAGAAUUGCCUUUAAUGAGAUUGCUGAUAUUACUGCCAAGGAAGCUGUCAAGUUGAACUAUUUCAUGAAACCAGCCGUCAGACAAUGGCUUUUAGAUAUCGAACACAAUGUCAAAGACUCUACAGCUGUUGCUGCUACUAACGCUGAUAGCUACAACAAAGAAAUUGCCAUUACUCGUCUUGCUUCUGUCUUGAAUGCAAUGACUUCAUUCUCUGCUGAUGUACCUGAAUCCACAAAGGGUAUUGAACUGAUUGAUUUGAUGGUCUUGUCUCACCAUAAGUACAUCGCUUCUCCUACCAACAAAUAUAACUGGAUCACCUUGGUUCAACGUGCUCAUGUUGACCCUGGAAAACUAGUCCAGGAAAAGGAACACAAGAUUUUAGAGAUUUUGAAAGCAACACUUGAAGCUCGCAAAGAGUCUGAAUUAUUCUAUCAAGCUGCUAUUUCUGCUAUUUCCACUUUGGUCUUUGUUUCUCCUGACUCGAUUGCCGAAUUUGUUAAUUUCGCUGACAAUAACUUGAAGCCUGAGUUGAUUAAGGACAUUGGCGAAUUGGAAACAAAUAUCUGGAAGGCUCCUGCUGAUAUUCCAUUUGUUGAUGUUCUCAACAAAAACAAAAAGACUGAGAGCCGAAACAACAGAAAAGGAAAGAACGAUGAUGAAUGGGAAGAAGAGCUUCGUGCUGAACUUGCCAAGAAGAAGGGUGUAGCACAAAAGCUUUCCAAGGAAGAGCAAGCUGCUGUCAAUGCUCAACUAAAGAAAGAAGCUGAUAUUCGUUCUCAUGUCCAAACUGUUUACGAAAAGGUUACUCUUGGCUUGGAUGUCAUCCGUGCUGUUGUUGCUGGGAACUGUGAAGCCGUUGAAGAAUACCUCGUUGACCUCGUUCGCAUUUUGUUGGAUGCCGGCAAGCAUCAUGCUGGUCUCCUCGUUGGCGACCUUUUGGUCGAUACUUAUCGUCAAUUGGGUGACUGCAUUACUGAAGAUGUACAGCCUAUUCGUGACGCCAUUGCUUUGGCUACACUUCGUGCCAACAAGAUUCAUCCUAUCCCAGCGCGUUGGUUGGAUGAGUCUUUAAGUGCUCUUGUUCCUCGUGUUCUUUUCCGUUUACGUUUCAUUACUGAAUCUCGACCUUUACCUCCUGCUUCUUUUGGCUUUAUUUUCCCUGUUCUUUAUCAAGUCAUUGCUCAAGGCGGCAUUGAUUGUAACAAGAAUGAUGAGGCCGGUCUUGAACAAGUGACGAUGGCUGUUGACGUGAUUAACUUCCACUGUAUUCAUGGUCAAUCUUUAAUCCUUCCUCGUCAAGAAAUGAUUGAUAUCUUGUUGCGUAGUAUUAAAGACUAUCCUUCAUGCAGCAAGACAGCUAAAAAUUCACUUGUCACUUUGUGUGAGACAAUGGGUGAUUCUAUAGAAUCUAGUGAGAUUAACACACUCCUUCAAGGUUUGUUGUCUUCUGAAGUACUUGUUCGUACUGCUGCUCUUCAAGCAUUGCAACUAUUGGAUUUGACUGAUAUUGAUUACUCUCCUGAAUUGUGGGUUGCCUGUCACGAUGAAAAUGAAUCCAAUGCCGAAUUGGCCAAGGCUCAAUGGGAAGACAAUGCUAUGGAAGUCGACGAGAACUUUAGAGAACAAUUAUUGACAUACAUUGUGUCUGACAGCAGCUAUGUCCGUCAAGCUGCUAGUCAUGCUCUUGCUGAAGCUGUUGAGGAAUACCCUGAAUCUGCUUAUGAUACACUUCAAGCUAUUUAUGCCUUGUACAAGAAGUUAUCCGCUUCUCUUGAUCCUGAAUACGAUGAAUACGGUAUGGUGAUUCCUGAAACCCUUGACCGUGCUGAUCCUUGGGAAGCCCGUGUUGGCCUUGCUCUUACCCUCAAGGCACUUGCUCCUUUGAUGCAACUUGAAAAUGCCACUAGUUUCUGUAAAUUCUUGAUCAAUGAAAAAGCACUUGGUGAUCGUAACGAACAAGUCCGUAGACGUAUGCUUGAAGCUGGUAUGGCUGCCAUCAAUGCUUAUGGUAAGGUGGAUGUUGAAGAGUUCUUGGUUUCUUUUGAAACCUAUUUGAACUCCACUACCGAUAACAGUGAUGUCCAAGACCAUAUCCGUCAAGCCGCUGUUAUUCUCUAUGGUGGCGCUGCAGGUUACUUGAAUCUUGGUGAUGAAAAGGUCAGCACAGCUGUUGAAAAGCUGAUUGAGACAUUAGAUACUCCUUCUGAGACUGUUCAAAGCGCUGUUGCUGACUGUUUGCCUCCUCUUAUCAAGAUGUGUAAGGAUGAAGUGCCUCGUUUGAUUAAAUCUCUUUUGAACAAGUUGUUUAAGGGCGAAAAGUAUGCUCAACGUCGUGGUGCUGCUUAUGGUCUUGCUGGUGUUGUCAAGGGCCGUGGUAUCACUGCCUUAAAGGAAUGUAAUGUCAUGAAUGCUUUGAAGGAUGCUGUUGAUAACAAGCGCAUGUACGAAUACAGACAAGGUGCUCUUUUUGCUUUUGAAACUUUGUCUGCUACUCUUGGUCGUUUGUUUGAACCUUAUAUCAUUCAGAUCAUUCCUCUCCUGCUUGUUUGCUCCAGUGAUGCCAACAUAGAUGUUCGUGAAGCUUCUUCUGAUGCCGCUCGUGUCAUUAUGAGUAAGAUCAGUGGUCACUGUGUGAAGCUUAUCUUGCCUUCUAUCCUUGAAGGUUUAGAAGAGCGUCAAUGGCGUACCAAGAAGGCCUCUGUUGAACUCUUGGGUUCUAUGGCUUAUUGUGCUCCUAAGCAAUUGUCUGUUUCUCUUCCUAAUAUCAUUCCUCGCAUUUCUGAAGUCUUGGCUGAUACUCACUCCCAAGUUCAAGCUGCAGCCAACCGUUCUCUUCAAUUGUUUGGUGAAGUUAUUAGUAAUCCUGAAAUUCAAGAACUUGUUCCUGUCUUGUUGAAGGCUCUCAGUGACCCCAACACCAAGACAGCACCUGCUCUUACUGCUCUUUUGCAAACUUCAUUUGUUCACUAUAUUGAUCCACCCUCUCUUGCUCUUGUGAUGCCUAUUUUGGAACGUGGUCUUCGUGAACGUGCUACUGAUAUUAAAACUAAGUCUGCUCAAAUUGUAGGUAAUAUGGCCUCUUUGACUGAUCAAAAGGACCUUGUUCCUUAUCUCAGUAUCAUCUUGCCUGGUCUUCACAGCGUCUUGGUCGAUCCUGUCCCUGCUGCUCGUGGUACUGCUGCCAAGGCUUUAGGUGCUCUUGUUGAGAAAUUAGGCGAAGAGAACUUCCCUGGUCUUGUUCUUGACUUGCUCGAUACCCUCAAGACGGAUUCUGGUGGUGUUGACAGACAAGGUGCUGCCCAAGGUCUCUCCGAAGUUCUUGCCGGUCUUGGUCUUGAGCGUCUUGAUGGCUUGUUGCCUGAAAUCAUUUCGAAUGCUGACUCACCUCGUGCCUAUGUUCGUGAAGGUUUUAUUUCGCUUUUGAUUUACUUGCCUGCCACAUUUGGUGCUCGCUUCCAACCUUACCUUGGCCGUAUUAUUCCUCCUAUUCUCAUGGGUCUUGCUGAUGAAUCCGAAUAUGUUCGUGAAGCAUCUCUUCGUGCUGGUCGUAUGAUUGUCACCAAUUAUGCCACUAAGGCUGUUGAUUUGUUAUUGCCAGAAUUGGAGAAGGGUCUAUUUGAUAGCAAGUGGCGUAUUCGUCAAAGUUCAGUUCAACUUGUGGGUGAACUCUUGUUCCGUAUCACUGGUAUUACUAACAAGAGUAACGAUAUGGCUCUUGGUAAUGUCGAAGAGUUGGGUGACGAUGAUGCUGAUGCUGGCUAUGACGACUAUGGUUCUGAAACCAAGAAGAAGCAACUUGUUGAAGUGCUUGGUAAGGAAAGAAGAGAUCGUAUCUUGGCUGCCUUGUACAUUGUUAGACAAGAUGCUUCGGGUGUUGUCAGACAAGCUUCUCUUCAAGUUUGGAAGGUCCUUGUUUCCAACACACCUCGUACUCUCAAGGAUAUCUUGACUGUCAUGACUUCCAUGAUUAUCAACAUUUUGUCUAGCGAUAACUUUGAACAACGCGCUGUUGCUGGCCGUACCUUGAGCGAACUCGUUCAGAAAUUGGGUGAAGGUGUCUUGCCUGAAAUCCUUCCUGUAUUGGAACAAGAUAUGCAAUCUGAUGAUGAAAGCGUUCGUUUGGGUGUCACUCUUGCUUACAGUGAAAUCAUGACUGCUGCUGAUAAGGUUCAAGUGAUGGACUUUGCUGAUCAAAUCACACCUGUCAUCAAGGGUGCUUUAUGUGAUCCUUCUGAAGAAGUACGUGAAGCAGCUGCACAAGCCUUUGACACUCUUCAUCAAAAUGUGGGCGCUAGAGCCAUUGAUGAAAUCCUUCCUUCUUUACUUAACAAGCUUCAAUCAUCUGAUGAAUCAUCAACUUAUGCUUUAUCUGCUUUGAAGGAAAUCAUGUCUGUUCGUUCCAAUGUUGUCUUCCCCGUGCUCAUCCCUACUCUUAUCACAGUGCCUAUCAGUGCUUUCAAUGCACGUGCUUUGGCCUCUCUUGUCACAGUUGCUGGUCCUGCACUUAACAAGCGUUUGAUUGCCAUUCUUGAAGCACUGGUUGAAACUCUUAUGGUUGAAAAGGAUGAAGAGACUAUUGAAGCCCUCAAGGCUACUACAGAAGCUUUCUUGUUAUCUGUUGACGACGAAGAUGGUCUUCACACCUUGACUGUUGCACUUAUGGAAUAUGCCAGAGAUGAUAACCCUCUUAAGCGUGCUGCUGCCUGUGACAUCACUGCUCAAUUCUUUAAUGAAUCUGAACUGGAUGCAUCCUAUUAUGUUCCUGAUUGGAUUCACUUGUUGAUGUUGCUCCUUGAUGAUCCAUAUGAACAAGUGAUUCAAUCUGCUUGGAAUGCAUUGACUGCCAUUGUCAAGUCUUUGCCCAAGGAACAAUACGAAGAGCUGGUGUCCCCUACUCGUCAUGCUAUCACCACAGUUGGUAUGGCUGGUGUUGAUAUUCCUGGCUUAUGCUUGCCAAAGGGUAUUGGCUGUGUCUUGCCCAUCUUCUUGCAAGGUUUAAUGUAUGGUUCUACCGAAGUACGUGAACAAUCAGCACUUGGUGUAGGUGACUUGAUUGACCGUACAUCUGCUGCUGCCUUGAAGCCAUUUGUUACUCAGAUCACAGGUCCUCUCAUUCGUAUCUUGGGUGACCGUUACCCUGCGGAAGUAAAGGCAGCCAUUUUACAAACACUUGGCUUGAUGUUGAACAAGGUCCCUAUGCAUCUCAAGCUCUUCUUGCCACAACUUCAACGUACUUUUGUCAAAUCUUACUCUGACUCUACAAGCGAUGUUGUUCGUGAGCGUGCUGCUUCUGCCUUGAAAGCACUUAGUGCUUUACAGCCUCGUGUGGAUCCCACUGUAGCUGAAAUCCUUAAAAACGAAUCACUUUAG
Gilbertella persicaria is the source of this 7182-nucleotide messenger RNA. RefSeq names its product armadillo-type protein. Gene Ontology annotation, molecular function: protein kinase regulator activity; protein binding. The record is from RefSeq and is a predicted model, not a curated record. The transcript is spliced from 7 exons. Lineage: Eukaryota; Fungi; Mucoromycota; Mucoromycetes; Mucorales; Choanephoraceae. Gene Ontology annotation, biological process: cellular response to amino acid starvation; regulation of translation. Gene Ontology annotation, cellular component: cytosol. Bases 1 to 7182 code for a protein of 2393 amino acids.